AUGGAUAAUGUUUUUUUUAAAGUUUGGAGAAAUAAGGUAAUAAGAAAAAUAAUUUUAUACCACACUAAAUUAUAUAAACAAAAUCGAUUGAUAUCAAUUGAAUAUAUUGAUAAAUUAAGAAAUUUCCCACAUAGAAACUAUAUAUUAGAGUUAAUUGUUAAAACUUCGUCGGGUGAUGCUUUAAAAGUUGGAGAUAUACCAGCAUCAGUUCAAAAAAUUAGUUUUCAAACAUAUUUUUAUCAAGAGAUAGAUAUAGGUUUUUUCCCAAAUGGAUUGAAAUCAUUAGAUUUUGGGAAAUGGUUUAAUAAAGAUUUAAGUGGUGGUAGAUUACCACCAUUGUUAGAAACUCUCAAGUUGGGUCGUUCUUUUAAUCAAAAGUUUUCACAUGGCGAUCUUCCAGAUUCACUUACAGAUAUUCGUUUUUCAUUUUCAUAUAGCUUCAAUCUAGGUGGCGGAAUAAUACCAAGAAGAGUAAAGAAAUUAAGUUUGCCUUCAUAUAGAUUUAAAAUAGAAAAGGACGAUAUUCCAGAGACAGUUCAGAAGUUAUGGUUGGGAGGAUGCCAACAAAUACAACCAAAUACUUUACCUUCAAAUCUUCAGUUUUUAUCAUGUAAAGUAGACUUUGUACCUGAUGCAUUACCUUUGUCUUUAAAGGUAUUAAAAAUUAAAAAUUCUUGCCAGCUUCCAAAGUUAAAUAAAGGCGAUAUUCCUCCAUUGGUAGAAGAGCUAAAAAUAGGUGGCAUUUCGGAACCAUUAGAGCCCGGUGUCCUUCCUCCAAGCAUUACUAAACUCACAUUCACCUCUAGUUCUUUGUUUACAAAAGGUACUCUUCCACCAUUUUUAAAGGAGCUGGUGUUUGAUUACUACAACGAACCAAUAUCAAAAGAUUGCUUACCAACUUCAUUAGAAAUCCUCUCAUUUGGUGAUGUUUUUGAUCAACCACUCAAUUUCAUUCCAAAUAAUUUAAAGAAAUUAACUUUAGGAUUCUUUUAUAAUCAAAAUAUCAAUGUAGGUGAUCUUCCUUCAUCGCUGACCAGUCUCACAUUAAACGGUUAUUAUAAUCCAGAUACAAUGCAUAUUCCCGACUCUGUGACAGAAUUAAUUGAGAAUUAUUAA
Molecule: messenger RNA, 1116 nt
Organism: Dictyostelium purpureum
Lineage: Eukaryota; Evosea; Eumycetozoa; Dictyosteliales; Dictyosteliaceae
Exons: 2
Coding region: 1-1116 (371 amino acids)
Source: RefSeq, a predicted model, not a curated record